Drosophila ficusphila is the source of this 1484-nucleotide messenger RNA. RefSeq lists its product as uncharacterized. The record is from RefSeq and is a predicted model, not a curated record. NCBI's taxonomy places the organism in Eukaryota, Metazoa, Arthropoda, Insecta, Diptera, Drosophilidae. Gene Ontology annotation, cellular component: centriole; non-motile cilium. Gene Ontology annotation, biological process: cilium assembly.
ACACCACAGCUAUCGAUAACUCGACGAAAACUUGGCUGACGAGCGUGUGUGCGCUGCUCUGUUCGUGUACACUUUAUUUUCAAUUGGUGAAAAUUGUUAUAAAACUAACGAGGAAAUAUGUGAAAAUAGGAAAAUACCUAUUCAGACAGUCGAACUGUGCGUGCACAAUCGAAUUGGCAACGCCCCUACCGUGGAAAGCAGCUGAAAAGCAUAAAAUAACAAAGGCGUUUGGUUGAACGACGGUCAAAGGCAAAUAGACCCUGUAACCGACCGUUCCAAUACAGUUGUGUAUAUUUAGUGUUUUCAACUAAGUAAUUUGACGCAAGUAAGAAGUAUAAAAUAAAAAACGGCCAACGCAAAGCAAAAGUACAGUGAAAAUUGGUCGAUUGUCGGCGCACGAAGACGAACACGAUUAAGAAGAAGCAAACGAAACAAACGAGAAAGAGAAUUGAAACGGCGAUUUCGCAGUCGUGUGUGUGUCUGUGGAGUGCGCGCGCGUCUGUAUGUGUGAGGGUGGAAUAUAAACAAAAAAUUAACAAUACGAAAAGUCAAGAACAAUUGCUCUAUUUGGCGAAUUCCAAAAAUGUCACAUUUGCCAUUGGAUGCUCGGGCUAUUCUGCAGUAUCUAAAUGAUUUGGGCUAUAGGAAUAUAUCGGCCGAGCAACUCCGUGAAUUUCUGAAAGACUUGCGCAAACUCAUCAAGUAUGAGGAACGUCUGGCGGAGAACGCAAAGGAGGACAAUUUCAGCAGCCUGCAUAAACGGGGCACCGUCAGCUCACGUGCCAAACUAGGUGUUGAUAAGGACAAGGAGAAUGCGGCGCCACCAUGUCCAUGCUCAUCUGACAAGGAGAAGGAGUCGAAGACUGAGCGGGAUGACGACCAGCAGCAGCGCUCCCGUGGCGGCGCUGGCUUUGGGGACUUGGCUCGACUUUUCAAAGAGAAACUCCUGAUGGAGGCAUCCGUACCUCCUCCGGCGACCAUGGAUUUGUUCACCGAACAGUCUCAAGCAAACGGAAAGCGUCGCAGUCGCAGCAAGACUCGUCAUGGUAAAGAGCCCGUGUCCAGUGGUGAAUCGGAAGCACAUGAAGUCCGUCCAAGGACGCAACGCCGCCGGCGCAGCAAGUCGCAUCCGCGUAGUGCUAGUAGGGGAUCCACUUGUGCUCGCCGUCGUGGAAAAUCCAGGAACUGCGAUCCGGUGGCACUGUUUCAGUACUACCAGAAGGAGUGGGCACAUUUCCGCAGCCAGAUCCCCGGCGAGAAUGCCCAUAUAAAUGCCCGUCACAAGAUAAUGGAUCCGAGGAAGUGAAGAACAUAUUUUCAAUGCAGCUAUUAUUUUAACAAUCCCAUACUUCGAUCGAUUCCGCUGUUUAACUACAGUCAUCUUUUAUCACUUCUAUUUAUAUUUUAAUUCAUUUUUGAUCCGAUUAUUACCUUUAAAAAACUUCAGAAGUCGAAUAAAGCGAAAAUUAGUCGUUUAAAUUCUA